AUGGCUCCCGCAUAUAAAAGGCUCGACGCUGACAACUGUGUCUUUCUAUUUGUUGAUCACCAGUCCGGUCUCAUCCAGCUGGUUCGCGAUUUUGAACCUCACGCAUUCCACACGAAUGUUAUGGCACUUUGCAGAGUUGCAAGCUACUUUAAGGCCCCUUCCAUUAUCACGACGUCGUUCGACACUGGACCGAAUGGCCCGAUUGCUAAAGAAAUCACUGAUAUACUCCCUAAUGCACCGUUAAUUCGGCGCCCAGGGCAAAUCAACGCUAUGGACAACGAAGACUUCGCCAGUGCUGUUAGAGCGACUGGCAAGAAGCAGGUUGUUAUCAGUGGUGUUUUGACAGAAGUCUGCGUUGCUUUCCCUGCGCUUAGUUUGAUCGAAGAAGGAUAUGAUGUCUUCGUCGUUACUGAUGCUUCGGGCACAUUUGCCGAGCACACAAGGGAAGCUGCUCAUAAACGAAUGGCCCAGGCCGGCUGCCAGCUUCUGAACUGGGCUGCUAUUUCCGCGGAACUUCACAGAGACUGGCGCCGCGACAUUGAGGGCUUUGGUGGAAUUUGGCGUGACCACGUCCCUGGCUACUGGUGUUUGAUGCAGAGCUACGAAACGGCUUCCAAGAACAGCUCUCAGUAG
This is a messenger RNA of Beauveria bassiana ARSEF 2860, 633 nucleotides long. Its product is annotated as isochorismatase family protein. The record is from RefSeq and is a predicted model, not a curated record. Lineage: Eukaryota; Fungi; Ascomycota; Sordariomycetes; Hypocreales; Cordycipitaceae. The transcript has 3 exons. Bases 1 to 633 code for a protein of 210 amino acids.